AUGCCACGUAAGCUACGUAAGAAUAUACGUAAGAGGAAGGGAGCAUUGAAACAUCCAAUAGUAAAACUGACACCACAACAACAGUUGCAACAACAAAUGAUGAAUGACCCCACUAUGUUGCAACAAAUGUCAAGCAACCCUAUGCUUUUAAGCCGAGUUAUUGGUGCACAGAGUGGAGGUUUAAGAGCGGCACUUUUAGCGAAAAUGGCAGGCUAUGGUGGAGCUGCAGACGGAACAGCUUAUAACCCUCAAAGUCAAAUGAAUUUGAGUUCACUCAAAAAUCAAAUAACAGAUGUCAAAAAGUCAAACAUAGACAUACAGAAACAAAUAAGUGAAAACGAAAAGAAACUAGAAUAUGACAGACACACAAAGAAACUCAAUGAGUUAAACGUAGAGAAAAAGAAGAAAGAAGAACAACUGAAAGAACUAAGUACAGAGGAAUAUGCGAAAAAAGUGUCAGAAAAAGCAGCAGAAGUAGCAAAAAUGGAACAAGAUGUUAUAAAUUUGAAAAACCAUACUACUCAAUAUAA
This is a messenger RNA of Trichomonas vaginalis G3, 530 nucleotides long. RefSeq names its product protein of unknown function, DUF4106 family. The record is from RefSeq and is a predicted model, not a curated record. The annotation marks the transcript as partial. Lineage: Eukaryota; Parabasalia; Trichomonadida; Trichomonadidae. The transcript has a single exon.